AUGGAUUCCACCGCUGCCAUUCGAUCCUUUCGAUAUCCCAUAGGCACAAUGUCAAUUAUGCAAUCCUCAAUUCAGAAGCCAGGUAUAAUUCCCAUCCACAAUAUCGGACGGAGCUCUCAAAGUAGGCUUUUCAUCAAGAGCUUAGCAAUUGGUGAGAAGCGCAUUAAUUCUCACACCAUAUGGAAGCGAACACUAGUGUCAUAUGCAAAAACAGCUGAGGCUAUUGACAUCACCAAGUGUGAGGUUUCUUUGGAGAAAAAGCCUUUGCGAACUGCUAUAUUUCCUAAUGGAUUUGAGGCUUUGGUAUUAGAGGUGUGCGAUGAGACUCAAAUCGCGGAAAUGAAAGUAAAGGUAGGAGAGUUUGAGAUGCAUAUGAAGCGAAACAUUGGAGUAGCAAAAGCUCCUGUGUCCAACAUUUCCCCAACUACACCGCUGCCUGUCCCAAAUAAGCCUAUGGUUGAAUCAGCGCGUUCUAACCCACUACCAUCACCACCGAAAUCAUCUCCUAAAAAGGCCAAUCCAUUUGAAAAUGUUUCUGUAGAGAAGUCAUCAAAGUUGGCAGCGUUGGAAGCUUCUAGUACCAAUACCUAUGUCUUAGUGACAUCUCCUACGGUUGGUUCAUUCCGAAGAGGUAGAACAGUGAAAGGGAAGAAGCAACCUCCUAUCUGUAAAGAGGGCGAUGUCAUCAAAGCAGGGCAAGUUAUAGGGUAUUUGGAUCAAUUUGGCACUUCACUUCCUGUUAAGUCAGAUGUGGCUGGAGAAGUGCUGAAGCUACUGAUUCAGGAUGGAGAGUCUGUUGGUUAUGGAGACCCUCUUAUUGCUGUCUUACCGUCAUUCCAUAAUAUCAAGUGAGCUAGCCUUUCCUAUUGUUGAUG
This is a messenger RNA of Gastrolobium bilobum, 875 nucleotides long. RefSeq lists its product as uncharacterized. The record is from RefSeq and is a predicted model, not a curated record. The transcript is spliced from 9 exons. NCBI's taxonomy places the organism in Eukaryota, Viridiplantae, Streptophyta, Magnoliopsida, Fabales, Fabaceae. Bases 1 to 852 code for a protein of 283 amino acids.